Messenger RNA from Pollicipes pollicipes, 906 nucleotides. RefSeq names its product periostin-like. Gene Ontology annotation, cellular component: extracellular matrix. Lineage: Eukaryota; Metazoa; Arthropoda; Thecostraca; Pollicipedomorpha; Pollicipedidae. The transcript is spliced from 5 exons. The record is from RefSeq and is a predicted model, not a curated record. Gene Ontology annotation, molecular function: cell adhesion molecule binding. The coding region runs from base 14 to 763 and encodes 249 amino acids. Gene Ontology annotation, biological process: cell adhesion; extracellular matrix organization.
CGAGGCCUGGGCCAUGCUGCCAUACAACCUGCGCGCUCAGCUGACGGCCGACCCGGAGCGGCUGCGCCGGCUGCUGCUGCACCACAUCACGCCCGUGGCGCUCAAGCUGGCCAGCUUCAACGACAACAUGGUGGUGAAGAGCGCCAGUCCCAGCGGCGCCACGCUGCGCAUCAACAUCUACCAGAUGAGCCGCUACAGCAAGCGCGUGGUGACCGUGAACGGGGCGCAGGUGCUGCGCAGCGACGCCAGCGCCUCCAGCGGCGUGGUGCACGUAAUCGACAGGGCACUGGUGGCCGAAGCCAGCGUGAAUGCGCUGGAGUACGUCACGACGCGGGAGUGCGCCGACCUCGACUUCGGCGGCAUCGCCAGCAUAGUGGCGAGGCUGGGGGUGACUGAGCUGCUGAGCCAGGAGGCGCCGCUGACGCUGUUCCUGCCCAUCUCGGCGGCCUUCAGCGACACGGAGAAUGUGUCCGAGGACUUCAGCAACAGCUCCAUCGUCAUGCAGAACUCUCUGCUGUACCACCUGGUGCCGGGCGCGUUCUACAGCGCCGGCGUGCGCGACGGCCAGUGGCUGGAGACGCUGCUCGACGGGCAGGAGCUGCAGCUGCAGGUCGUCACCGACGGCUACACGCGCCGCAUCUCCACCGUCAGCAAGCAGGCGCAGGUGAUUCGCGCCGACAUCCCCGUCGCCAACGGCGUGAUCCACAUCAUCGACUUCGUGCUGCGGCCGGAGCGUAACCUGCAGCGGUGCGACGCGCGCUGAGGGGCGGCGUGCCCGGCCGACCAGCGGGGUCCAGCUGCCGACCCUCCUCCCGGAACACCUCCACAACCUCGCCUACGCGGACGGAGCUGGCACGGACCGGCAAGAGUUCAGGAGAAUAUGGACGCCUGUUAGGGCUAUAGAUG